AUGGAUGUUUCGGAUCGUAAACUUGUCAUAUUGACAGGUGCUAAUUCUGGGCUCGGCUUCGAAGUUUUUAAACAACUACUAAGCCAACAAACACCAUACCACAUAAUCUUAGCAGUACGUAACAUUCAUCAAACCGAAACAAAGAUCAAGUCCAUUGUUCCUUCACAACAUUUAGUGGAAAUUCUUAAGCUUGAUUUAUCCUCAUUAACAUCCGUAAAAUCAUUUGCUCAAAGUAUUCUAUCUCGAAAACCACAACUUCAUGUAAACAUCUUAAUCUUGAAUGCUGGUGUUGUAAAGGCCACUCUGACUAAAACAGAAGAUGGUUUUGAACAGACAUUUCAGGUCAAUCAUCUUGCGAAUGUUAUUUUAGUCUAUGAAUUACUUCCUAGAUUGAUUGAAUCGGGGCCGGAUUCGAGAAUUAUUUUAGUUAAUAGUGCGUUACAUAAACCCGGCAUUGGAGCGAAAGAACAUGGAGAAAAUCGACCAAUAAUGGAUAUUGAAAAUUUAGAUGGGUCAAAAAUGUAUUCUCCUUUGUUAUUCUAUAGGAAUUCAAAGUUGGCACAAGUAUUUUUUGGAUAUUAUUUGGAUAAAUUAUUGAAUAAGAAAGGUGAGAAGGAAAGAAAAGUUGACGUUUUAAUAGUUGGACCGGGAUUCUGCCCUACAACAGGGUUAGCAAGGGAAAGCGGAAUUUUUACCCAAUUAUUUCUUAAAUAUAUUAUGUCGUGGGCGCCAUUUACCAAGACACCCGAACAGGGUGGAACUGUAAUCACUUAUGCUGCCACUUCGCCAGAACUUAAAAAUAAAAGUGGAAUUUAUAUUAAUCAGUCUUGCCAAAUCGACAAAUCCAGUGAUGAAAGCUAUGAUGAAGAAAAGCAAAAAUUCUGGUGGAAAACUAGUUGUGAUUUACUUGGGAUUGAAGAAGAUUGGAGUGGU
Racocetra persica is the source of this 933-nucleotide messenger RNA. The record is from the annotation of a GenBank genome assembly. Lineage: Eukaryota; Fungi; Glomeromycota; Glomeromycetes; Diversisporales; Gigasporaceae.